GCCGGCGAGCGGAGGGGGCCUGUCCCGGAGGUGGCGGCGGCGCCAUCUUGGCGAAGGGGGGAUCAGGAAGUGCGGACCGCGACGGCGGCGGAGCCCGGAGCGGAGGCCGGAGGCUCCCGGCUCGCCGGCCCCGGAGCGGAGCGGAGCGGAGGAUGCAGCAGCCGCAGCCGCAGGGGCAGCAGCAGCCGGGGCCGGGGCAGCAGCUGGGGAUCCAGGGGGCGGCGCCGGGAGCCGGGGGCGGCCCGGGAGGGGGCCCGGGGCCGGGGCCCUGCCUGAGGCGGGAGCUGAAGCUGCUCGAGUCCAUCUUCCACCGCGGCCACGAGCGCUUCCGCAUUGCCAGCGCCUGCCUGGACGAGCUGAGCUGCGAGUUCCUGCUGGCCGGAUCCGGAGGGGCCGGGGCCGGGACUGCGCCUGGACCCCAUCUCCCCUCACGGGGGUCGGUGCCGGGGGACCCCGUCCGCAUCCACUGCAACAUCACGGAAUCAUACCCUGCUGUGCCCCCCAUCUGGUCGGUGGAGUCUGAUGACCCUAACUUGGCUGCUGUGUUGGAGAGGCUGGUGGACAUAAAGAAAGGGAAUACUUUGCUCUUGCAGCAUCUGAAGAGGAUCAUCUCUGACCUGUGUAAACUCUACAACCUCCCGCAGCAUCCAGAUGUGGAAAUGCUGGAUCAGCCCUUGCCAGCAGAGCAGUGCACGCAAGAAGAAGUGUCUUCAGAAGAUGAAGAUGAGGAGAUGCCUGAGGAUACAGAAGACCUAGAUCAUUAUGAAAUGAAAGAGGAGGAGCCACCAGAGGGCAAGAAAUCUGAAGAUGAUGGCAUCGGAAAAGAAAACCUGGCCAUCCUAGAGAAAAUUAAAAAGAACCAGAGGCAAGAUUACUUAAAUGGUGCAGUGUCUGGCUCGGUGCAGGCCACUGACCGGCUGAUGAAGGAGCUCAGGGAUAUAUACCGAUCACAGAGUUUCAAAGGCGGAAACUAUGCAGUCGAACUCGUGAAUGACAGUCUCUAUGACUGGAAUGUCAAACUCCUCAAAGUUGACCAGGACAGCGCUUUGCACAAUGAUCUUCAGAUCCUAAAGGAGAAGGAAGGGGCAGACUUCAUCCUACUUAACUUCUCCUUUAAAGAUAACUUCCCCUUUGACCCACCGUUCGUCAGGGUUGUGUCUCCAGUCCUCUCUGGAGGGUAUGUUCUGGGUGGAGGUGCCAUCUGCAUGGAACUUCUCACCAAGCAAGGCUGGAGCAGUGCCUACUCCAUAGAGUCCGUGAUCAUGCAGAUCAGCGCCACGCUGGUGAAGGGAAAGGCACGGGUGCAGUUUGGAGCCAACAAAUCCCAGUACAGUCUGACAAGAGCACAGCAGUCCUACAAGUCCUUGGUGCAGAUCCAUGAAAAAAACGGCUGGUACACACCUCCGAAGGAAGAUGGCUAACCCUGGAGAGUCGUCCCCUCUCUCCUCCCUAGGCACCACUGGACCAAUUACCUUUGAAUGCUGUAUUUGGAUCUCACGCUGCCUUUGGUUCCCUCCCUCAUUUUUCCUGGACGUGAUAGCUCUGCCUAUUGCAGGACAAUGAUGGCUAUUCUAAACGCUAAGGAAAAACAACAACAAACAACACACACUGAACUGUCUCAAGUACUCAAGACUGACUACAGACCAACCACCUUGCUGGAACCCUUGCUAGCAGGCAUUCUUAUAAAGAAACUCAAGCCUCCUUAUAUUGCUGGAAACUCAGCUGUGCUCCAGACUAGAGCCUCCUUACCUAUGCUAUGGGUUUUUAAUUUAUUUUCUCUUAUUUCAUGUACACUGCUUUUUUUGGUUACAGUGUAUGAUGGAUGUGUAUGAAAAAAAAAUGUAUCUUUGGGAAAACAAUUACAGUUUGUUAAUUUGAA
This is a messenger RNA of Meriones unguiculatus (Mongolian gerbil), 1879 nucleotides long. It is a transcript of the gene Ube2q1, whose product is annotated as ubiquitin conjugating enzyme E2 Q1. The record is from RefSeq and is a predicted model, not a curated record. The transcript is spliced from 13 exons. NCBI's taxonomy places the organism in Eukaryota, Metazoa, Chordata, Mammalia, Rodentia, Muridae. The coding region runs from base 153 to 1421 and encodes 422 amino acids.